CGGCCGCCCGCGCCCGCGCCCCCGCGGCCCUCCGCGCCGGCCACUGGGCUCGCCGGACACGCUCUCUUCCAGGACGUUUUCCGCAGAGCAGACAAGAAUGAUGACGGUAAGCUCUCCUUUGAGGAAUUCCAGAAUUACUUUGCCGACGGGGUUCUCAGCCCAGGGGAGCUGCAGGAGCUGUUCAGCGGCAUUGAAGGGCACCCCACCGACAAUUUAGAGACGGAGAAACUGUGUGACUACUUUUCAAAGCACCUGGGUGUCUACCGGCCUGUGCUGGCUGCUCUGGAGGCACUGAACCGAGCUGUGCUCUCUGCCAUGGAUGCCACCAAGCUGGAAUAUGAGCAGGCCUCCAAGGUGGACCAGUUCGUGACACGCUUCCUGCUGCGGGAGACGGCCAGCCAGCUCCAGGCUCUGCAGAAUUCUCUGGAGGGGGCAUCAGACACCCUGGAGGCCCAGGCCCGUGGCCCAUCAUAUGCCAGGGCCAUGCCAGCCUGCAUGUCCAGAGAGUCAGGUGGAGAGCACAUGGAAGUGCAGUGGAGGCCCCGUGGCAGCCGGCGGGCAGGACGAAGGGCCCUGAGGAGUGUCAGCAGGUCACCCACCUGGUCUCCUGGCUCUUCUGACAUAGGGCAGAGCUCAGAGGCUUCGAUGCAGUGGCGGCUCCAGGUCAACCGUCUUCAGGAGCUCAUAGACCAGCUUGAGUGCAAGGCCCCCCGGCUGGAACCUCUGCAUGAAGAGGACCUCGCCAAGGGUCCUGACUCGCUCACUGGCCGCCCCUCUCGCCAGUACAUUCUCGUGGCCCAGCGGCAGGUGCAGGUGGCCGAAGCCGCCUUGCAGGACUUCCACCGAGCCCUUUGCUGCUACGUGGACUUCACAGAGGCCCAGAGCCAUUGUCUGCACGUGUCUGCCCAUCAGAUGUUGGACAACACCUCCUACGCCCUGUACGAGUUCUGGCAGGAUGAAGCCUCCUGGAGAAGGCACCAGCAGGCACCCUGCAGCAAGGCCUUCCAGCGCAUCCUCAUUGACCACCUGCGUGCCCCGGACACCCUCACCACCGUGUUCUUCCCAGUCUCCUGGUGGAUCAUGAACAACAACUGAGCCCGACCUGAUCACACCAAGGACCCGGAAGGCCCUACCUGUCUCCUGCACUGGUCACCUCAGCACCAAGAGCAAGGACCCUGCCGUCUCCUAGACCUGGGCCUGGCCAGCUGGGAGAGGGCUCAGCCCAGGGCUCAGGGACUGGGCUGCUUAUUUUUUUAUUAUCAGUGUGUCUUAUUGUUUGUAGCUGCAGCCUUCCAGGCAUCUGGUUUUCCACUGGCUCAGGAGGCCUGGACUUGGUCCCUUCUGCCCCUGCCUUGCUGUGUAACUAAGCAGGUCCCUUCCCGCUCUGGUUGGCUCGCAGUGUCCUGCUUUCUUCUUGCUGUCUGUCUCGGGGGGGCCAGGUUUCUGCUUUUCCCCAACCAGUGGCAGAAUAGGGCUGGUGCUUAGGGAUCCUCGGCCCCUUGAACCUUGACCCUGAGACUGGGCCAGAUCAGUCUGCAGUGUGGGUAAGGACCUGGGUGUCCCCAUCACCCUCCUGUGCCCAUCACCCCUCCUAGCACCCAUACUUCAUCAGAGAUCUCUGGAGAAUCUUGAGUUGGUUUGCAUGUCAUUUACAUAUCAUUUGCAUGCCCACACCCCACCCAUUCUCAGGGCACUGUGGGAAGCCCCAAGGUAACCUUGCCAAGUAGCAAUAAUUUGGGCCCAGAGUCACCUGCUGCCCCCAGAGACCUCUGCACCCGAGCGCAGGGCCAAUAAAGGCAGUGCUCACCUCUGG
Messenger RNA from Chinchilla lanigera (long-tailed chinchilla), 1813 nucleotides. It is a transcript of the gene Necab3, whose product is annotated as N-terminal EF-hand calcium binding protein 3. Gene Ontology annotation, biological process: regulation of amyloid precursor protein biosynthetic process. Gene Ontology annotation, molecular function: calcium ion binding. Gene Ontology annotation, cellular component: cytoplasm; endoplasmic reticulum; Golgi cis cisterna. NCBI's taxonomy places the organism in Eukaryota, Metazoa, Chordata, Mammalia, Rodentia, Chinchillidae. The record is from RefSeq and is a predicted model, not a curated record.